AUGUAUCUUGAGCAUGCCUUCUCAACCUGGUGGGAAGACGACUCCCACACCGACAUGGAAAGAAGUGGCCCCGGCCCCCUUCACCAAACUACCAAGGAUAGCCAUGAAACUCCGCUCUGGAAGAAACUCGCCAGCGACACUGUUGCUGCUGUCGUCUCCGCAGCGUUGCUUACGCCGGCCAUCACCAUCAUAGACCGCGCUGUCAUUGAGAAACUAUCAGGCCAGAAAUCAUUGACCGGUGCAUUGAAGGAUAGUAUUGCCUGCGCCGCCCUCCAUCCGAGGAGGUUUAUGCUCGGUCGGCCUUUCACCCUGGUCUGCGGCUUGUAUUCCGCCACCUUUGGCGUUGCCAACAUGUCAGAAACCCUCGGCGAUGAGGUCAGCCAAAUUUCAAUGGGAACACUUACGUUCCUGUCCGUAACGGCAGUCAACGUACCCCUGGGUAUCUGGAAAGACCUGAAGUUCGCCAACAUGUAUGGUAGUGACAACACAAACAGCAAGACCAUCACCAUGCCAUCUCGGUCUUACAAAGCGGCGGUGUCGGCGUUUUUGACUUCAUCACAGCAAGCCAGCACAUGA
This is a messenger RNA of Fusarium falciforme, 576 nucleotides long. RefSeq lists its product as hypothetical. The transcript has 3 exons. The record is from RefSeq and is a predicted model, not a curated record. Gene Ontology annotation, cellular component: mitochondrion. Bases 1 to 576 code for a protein of 191 amino acids. NCBI's taxonomy places the organism in Eukaryota, Fungi, Ascomycota, Sordariomycetes, Hypocreales, Nectriaceae.